Molecule: messenger RNA, 1713 nt
Organism: Rhagoletis zephyria (snowberry fruit fly)
Lineage: Eukaryota; Metazoa; Arthropoda; Insecta; Diptera; Tephritidae
Molecular function (GO): sequence-specific DNA binding
Source: RefSeq, a predicted model, not a curated record
CAUAGAGAGGAAGAUGCAGUUUUAUAGCUCAUAAAAUGUUCUCAAUGUUUUAUUUCCUUAGUGGAGGAAAACCCUAUGCACAUCGAUGCAUCGAUGUACGCCCUCCGAUGCUUUGACAAAUAACGAUGUAAGCUUCGAUGUAUCCAUGCGAGGAAAAACAUCGAUGUAUUUUUGCUACUGACUGCCCUACCCUACCAACGCUUUUUUCUGAAACUGCGAUUUCACAGAUUUUGAUAGGAUGUAUUAACAUACAACCAAAUGGAAUAAAUUAAAAUACGCAAUACAAAAAUACGCUCAUCAAAUGAAAUAAAUUACAUAGAAUAAAAAUUGCAAUGCAGUGUGCGGUGUGGAAUUGUGUAAGCCAACGCAGGGACCCGUCUGAAAGAAGAGCUUUUUUCCGUUUCCCGAAGGAUCCUAAACAGCAAGAAAAAUGGUUGAAGUUUUGCCGGCGAUCUAAAGAUUUUAAACCAAAAACGUGGAGAAUUUGUAUGGACCAUUUUAAAGAGGAACACAUUAUAGGGAAGUUAGCUUUUGUUUUGGGACUACAAACCAGAAGACGUUUGCAGCCCGGCGCCGUUCCAUGUAUAUACACAACCGCUCAGCAGCAGUUGAAGAAACUGGAAGAGGAAAAACAAAAAGCGAUACAUAUUUUAGGUGACUUGCCAACAUCUAGUGCAACAGUUUUGAAGCCGCAGACAGACGCAGCCGUAUUAGCCGCAAAAAAUGCAUGCAAAAUAGAAGUAGGUAUGCGACCAUCGAGUGCUCUUUCCAAGCCGCUCUGCCCAGACGUAGCUGUAGUAGCCGCAACAAAUGCAUGCAAAAUAGAAGUAGGUAUGGGACCAUCGAGUGCUCUUUCCAAUCCGCUCUCUCCAGACGCAGCCGUUGUAGCCGCAACAAAUGCAUGCAAAAUAGAAGUAGGUAUGGGACCAUCGAGUGCUCUUUCCAAUCCGCUCACCCCAGACGCAGCCGUAGUAACCGCAACAAAUGCAUGCAAAAUAGAAGUAGGUACGGGACCAUCGAGUGCUCUUUCCAAGCCGCUCACCCCAGAUGCAGCCAUAGUGGCCGCAACCAAAACAUGCGAGACAGGUACACAGACAUCGCCCACAACAAUUUACAACCCAGUCAUAUAUAUGAUCGUCUGCGUAAAAUCGCCCUAAGCAAAAUUUUUAAGUGUUAGCACUAAAAAUAAUGGAGUUACAUGCCCCCUGCCUGUUUUUGAUACUCUUUUUACUUGUGGUUGCCAUUGGAAUGAUUUUGUUUCCAUUUUUGUAAAGUUGCUUACAAAUCUAUAAAUUUAGCUUCCAUUUUUUAAGAUGAAUAAAUCUUUCUUUGGCCUUCAAACUUAAAAAAAAAACAUUAAGCAGCAAACUCAAAAAUUUUCGCAUUUUGAAGAAAGAAAAACACCAAAUUUAUAGGUCGAUUACGGAUAGCAACGCAACCACGGUUCGGUUGCCAGCUGAUAACGCAACUGGAAAGAAAAUUUGUAUUACAAAUGGCAACUGUUGUCAGUUGCUGUAGAGUUAUCGAUAAUCGGAAUUUGGCAGUUCGACAACCGGCAAGUGGCUGUAAAGAAGCUGUGCGAGUAAAUUUAUAUUAUUAAACAAAAGACUUUUAAAAAUAAAGCUGAGUUCAUCAAAAUUAUUUGUUUAAGAGGAAUAGAAGUGCAUAAACGCGGCCUCAAUCAGGCGACAUUUAAAGGAUAAUUUCAAUCCU